Messenger RNA from Bipolaris zeicola 26-R-13, 2538 nucleotides. RefSeq lists its product as uncharacterized. NCBI's taxonomy places the organism in Eukaryota, Fungi, Ascomycota, Dothideomycetes, Pleosporales, Pleosporaceae. The coding region runs from base 1 to 2538 and encodes 845 amino acids. The record is from RefSeq and is a predicted model, not a curated record. The transcript has 5 exons. Gene Ontology annotation, molecular function: protein binding.
AUGACGCUCUCCGUGUCAGACCAGUGCCGCUCCUGUAUCGCUAUUCUCCACGAAGUCAUCUCGGCUCUCGCCCAGCCAGAUCGCAACAGCAACAAUGUUAGGAAUCUUCGAAUGAGGGAGGAACUGGACAGGUUCAGUCUUUUUGUUGGGAACAUUGGAGCUCUCCAUCGACCCGAAUCGCCUAUGUCCAUCGAGUCACGACUACAAGGAGCCAAUGAUGUACUUACUCACAUUUGGGGUCUCUUAGACGACUUGAAAGAAGUCAUUGGAGACCUCCUGGAUAUUGUUUUGGGUGAAAGAGAAGAAAUGGUCUCGGUGGCUGACGAGACUAAAGAUGAGUGUGGAAGAGGUAUUAGCGAAGUUAACGAGCUUCAGGAAGAAAUCAGUGAAACCGUUACCCGGCUCUUCAGAGUUUCAACUCUCAUCCGACGUGCAACACCCACAGAUAUGUUUGCGAAAGCUCUCAGCCGUAACAGAUAUCACUUUAAUGACCAAUUCGACAUUUCCCACGACCACCGUGAAAAGCUGGCAGAUCCACUCAGUCACCAUGAAAAAUCGGGUGGUUCGGCCUACAAACCUCAGAUUCCUAACAUUAAGCAGUCACUGGGUUCGAAGCCAACGCUAGACAGGGAGAGUCUACCUUCCUUCUUCACCAAAGCCACCACUAUCGCCGCCGAAAAGCUCGCGCCUCAACUGAACGUUGCCGAUGAAUCAGAUCCAGAUGAUGCUCGUUCUUACACAACAAUUUCCCGCUCGAUCGACAGCGACCAUGAGUCAUCCACCAAUGUUCGCAUCCCAAAGCUUGAUUCUUUACGCACAGAUCGUGGGAAAGAGUUUGAGUGCCCAUUCUGCUUUCGCAUCAAAAAGUUCAAGAUCGAGCGUAUGUGGAAAAAGCACGUCUUCUCAGAUCUUCGUCCAUACGUCUGCACGUUCCCAGACUGUGAUGCACCAUAUUUUGGUGACAUCAACGAAUGGUUCCAACAUGAAAUGACUUUUCACCGUGUGGAUUACAAAUGCUUCCUUUGCGCAAGAUUCUUCAAUCAAGAGGAAAAAUACAUUCUCCAUCUGAAACGAGAGCAUGAAGAGACUUUAGAUGAUGGCGGUGAACAAACAGCAAGAGAUCUCUCUCGAAAGUCACUAGCUCAGAUUCCAGCAACUGAUUGUCUUUGCUGUUCUGAUUGGUCUGUUCGUUUGAAAGAGCAAGUUAUUCAAACGAGCGGAUCAGUACCUACAGGGAUUCUGGCUGUUACUUCAACAGUCUUUAAACGUCACCUCGCCGGCCAUCUCGAGCAACUUGCACUUUUUGCCAUCCCUAUUAGCGCUUCGACUGAUGCCAACAAUGACUCAAAUGCUGCUGUGGAGGAGGCAAAGAGUAAGCGGACAGACGCGUCAAGAUUCUCGACUUUGACAUUUUCAAGCGACCGUGGUGGUGUAGAAAGGUCAACACUGGAAAUACAAGUAGAUGAGUCCAGGGGCCUUCUUCACGCUGAUAUCCAGCCUCCCGAAAGAGAGACCAGUGCUAGCAUCGAGUACCAACCUUCGGUAUCCUCUCAUAUCCCUGUGGAAGAAACGUGGGAGAAAACCGAACAGUCAAAUAGAUUGGCGGCCUUGACUACCCUAGCAGUGGCCCUGAGCCGCUCAGGAACCUGGAAGGACGCGCAUGCGUUGUAUGCGCACGUGGUUGAGACUAGCAAGAAAAAAUUCGGAUUAGAACAUCACAACUCAAGGAGAUAUACCGAAGCAGAAGUAGUGUACAGACAGGCACUAAUGGCAUACGAAAAUACGCUAGGGGACGAGCACGUACAAACGAUUUCAACGAUCGCAGAGCUAGCAUACGUGACACAAGAACUAGAAAAGUGGGAAGAGGUAGAAAAUUGGUACAAAAGAUCAUUGCUUUCAUUCGGAAGUGACCUGGGGUCACUUCUAGUUUCUAUGGAAAAGUAUGAAGAGGCAGAGUUGUUGUGUAGAGAGUUGCUAUCAGUAUACCAAGAGAAGGAUUGGCAUCAAACUGAAGAUGCGUUCUCGGCUCUAGGAGCAUGUAGAAAGAAUUUCGGGAUUGACUCCCCACAAUCAGUGCCAUUGUUGCGGGAAUUGAGUGCUGCCCUGUUACAUCAGCAAAGGCUUGUGGAGGCGGAAAAUAUCCUUAGACGAGCACUAAAGAUUCACGAAGUGCCAUUUGAAGAUUCUGAUAUUACCAUACUAGAUGUCAUGCGAGAUCUGGGCAAGGUGAUAAAGAUGCGAGGAAGACUCGACGGGGCACAUGCUAUGAGAAUGCGAAUGGCAGAUUCAGUAGUGGAUAUGGGCACGCAAGCGGCGCAAGCAGUGCAAGCAGCGUUGGGAACGAAAGAACAAGCGACGGCGCGACAGCUACAGGCAGCACGAGCGGCAGUACGAGAGAGAGAGAUAGCGCAAGCAGCAGCGCAAGAGCUACAGGUAGCUCAGGAAACCAUAGAGAUGCAAAACGAGCAGGAUACGAAUUCUGGGGACACAUCGGAGGACUGGGAUUCGGAUUCGGAUUCGGAUGACAUUAUAUUUUGA